Messenger RNA from Cucurbita moschata (crookneck pumpkin), 1157 nucleotides. Its product is annotated as ribulose-phosphate 3-epimerase, cytoplasmic isoform-like. The record is from RefSeq and is a predicted model, not a curated record. Gene Ontology annotation, molecular function: D-ribulose-phosphate 3-epimerase activity; metal ion binding. The coding region runs from base 285 to 965 and encodes 226 amino acids. The transcript has 9 exons. Gene Ontology annotation, biological process: pentose-phosphate shunt, non-oxidative branch; carbohydrate metabolic process; pentose-phosphate shunt. Gene Ontology annotation, cellular component: cytosol. Lineage: Eukaryota; Viridiplantae; Streptophyta; Magnoliopsida; Cucurbitales; Cucurbitaceae.
CGAAACACAAGAUUUAAAUCAAAAUUUUUAAAAAGAAUAAGAAAAAACAUUGAUUGGAGAAUCAUUGUGAAACUGAAAAUUUUGAUCAGUCGAGUCGUGGAAGGAUGCAAGAAGUGAAUAACCUUGUGAAGAUGCGACAAAUUUUGAGAAAAGUGUAGCAAAGGAGGGAUGCCACUUUCAGAUGGUCUAAAAAGAGCCCACUAAAGUUGAUCUUCAACAAUCGAGCCGCCAGGGACGAAUCGCUCGAGUUUUUGAUCGGCUAACCGAGCAAGAGGUGGACGAAAAUGGGAGUUGCUGCGAAAAUCGCACCGUCAAUGCUAUCCUCAGAUUUUGCUAAUUUAGCUUCGGAGGCCGAACGGAUGCUUAAAUUUGGUGCGGAUUGGCUUCAUAUGGAUAUUAUGGAUGGGCACUUUGUCCCAAAUCUGACAAUUGGUGCCCCAGUCAUCGAGAGUUUAAGAAAACAUACGAAGGCAUAUCUUGAUUGUCACCUUAUGGUUACAAAUCCACUUGAUUACGUUGAACCUUUGGCGAAAGCUGGUGCUUCAGGCUUUACCUUUCAUGUUGAAGUAUCCAAAGACAAUUGGCAGCAAUUGAUCCAGGAAAUUAAGUCAAAGGGCAUGAAGGCAGGAGUAGCACUAAAACCUGGAACACCCAUCGAAGAAGUCUAUGCUCUGGUAGAAAGUGAAAAUCCUGUGGAAAUGGUUCUUGUUAUGACAGUCGAACCUGGUUUUGGUGGCCAAAAGUUCAUGACAGAAACGAUGGACAAGGUUCGGAAGUUAAGACAGAAGUACCCAUCUCUUGACAUUGAGGUGGAUGGCGGGUUGGGACCUUCAACCAUAGAUGCUGCAGCUUCGGCGGGGGCAAACUGCAUCGUUGCAGGAAGUUCGGUGUUUGGAGCUCCUGAGCCUUCCGAAGUUAUAUCUGUUCUGAGGAAAAGUGUUGAGGAGGCCCAGCUGAACUCUUGAUCUUUUUACAAGCUUCAAGAAUAUAUCUUGUUAUACACUUUUUUCAAUCCAAAUGGGACAUUUUUAGAUUGACUGAAGUUGAAUUGAUGGUUUGUGAGUCCCCAAUAAAUCACUGAUAGAUCUCGUUAUACACUUGAUGUAUAACUUCUAUGGAUUAAGAUGAUUAUGAAAUAAAUUAGAGAGUUAAGAAAA